CAUGGCGGACACCGACCUGUUUAUGGAAUGUGAGGAGGAGGAGCUGGAACCAUGGCAGAAAAUCAGUGAUGUCAUUGAGGACUCUGUAGUUGAAGAUUAUAAUUCAGUGGAUAAAACUACCCCAGUUUCUGUGAGCCAGCAGCAGGUCUCGGCUCCAGUGCCCAUCGCUGCCCAUGCUUCUGUUGCUGGGCACCUCUCUACAUCCACCACCGUUAGUAGCAGCGGGGCACAGAACAGCGACAGUACAAAGAAGACUCUUGUCACACUAAUUGCCAACAACAAUGCUGGCAAUCCUUUGGUCCAGCAAGGUGGACAGCCGCUCAUUCUGACCCAGAAUCCAGCGCCAGGUCUGGGCACAAUGGUUACUCAACCGGUUUUGAGGCCUGUCCAGGUCAUGCAGAAUGCCAAUCAUGUGACCAGUUCCCCUGUGGCCUCACAGCCAAUAUUCAUUACUACACAGGGGUUUCCUGUAAGGAAUGUUCGGCCUGUACAAAAUGCAAUGAAUCAGGUUGGGAUUGUGCUGAACGUACAGCAAGGCCAAACAGUUAGACCAAUUACACUAGUCCCAGCCCCAGGUACCCAGUUUGUUAAGCCAACAGUGGGAGUCCCACAAGUGUUCUCUCAGAUGACCCCAGUGAGGCCAGGCUCCACCAUGCCAGUGAGGCCCACCACCAACACCUUCACCACCGUCAUCCCGGCUACUCUGACCAUUCGAAGCACCGUCCCACAGUCCCAGUCGCAGCAGACCAAGUCCACUCCCAGCACUUCCACCACUCCCACUACCACGCAGCCGACCUCACUGGGGCAGCUAGCUGUUCAGCCUCCAGGCCAGUCCAGCCAGACCUCGAAUCCCAAGUUAGCUCCCUCUUUCCCCUCUCCACCUGCAGUGAGCAUUGCCAGCUUUGUCACUGUGAAGCGGCCUGGAGUUACAGGUGAAAAUAACAGUGAAGUGGCCAAAUUGGUGAAUACCCUGAACACCAUCCCUUCCCUGGGCCAGAGUCCUGGGCCAAUGGUGGUACCCAACAACAGCUCUGCCCACGGUGCGCAAAGAACCACUGGACCUGAGUCUUCGAUGAAAGCGACCUCUUCCAUCCCAGCGUUUGACCUUCAGGAUGGUGGGCGGAAAGUCUGUCCGCGGUGUAGCGCUCAGUUCCGUGUCACCGAAGCGCUGCGAGGGCACAUGUGUUAUUGUUGCCCAGAAAUGGUUGAAUACAAGAAGAAAGGAAAGGCCCUGGAUUCAGAACCUGGUGUCCCAUCAGCAGCAAAACCCCCCUCCCCUGAGAAGACAGCUCCUGUUACUUCCACACCUUCUUGCACACCUGUUCCCACUCUGUCACCGCCUACCAAAGUUCCAGAGCCAAACGAGAAUGCGGGUGACGCAGUCCAGACCAAGCUCAUUAUGCUGGUAGAUGACUUCUACUAUGGACGGGAUGGCGGCAAAGUAUCCCAGCUCACAAGCUUUCCUAAGGUCGCCACAUCUUUCCGAUGCCCUCAUUGUACCAAAAGGCUGAAAAAUAACAUCCGAUUCAUGAACCACAUGAAACACCAUGUAGAACUCGAUCAGCAGAACGGUGAGGUGGAUGGUCACACUAUCUGCCAACACUGUUACCGCCAGUUUUCCACUCCCUUCCAGCUCCAGUGCCACUUGGAAAAUGUUCAUAGUCCCUAUGAAUCUACGACCAAGUGCAAGAUCUGUGAGUGGGCAUUUGAAAGUGAACCACUCUUUCUCCAGCACAUGAAAGACACUCAUAAACCUGGAGAGAUGCCUUAUGUUUGUCAGGUGUGUCAGUAUCGCUCCUCACUGUACUCAGAGGUCGAUGUCCAUUUCCGGAUGAUUCAUGAGGACACCCGGCAUCUGCUCUGUCCUUACUGCCUGAAGGUCUUCAAAAAUGGCAAUGCAUUCCAGCAGCAUUACAUGAGGCACCAGAAGAGAAAUGUUUACCACUGCAAUAAAUGCCGUCUGCAGUUUCUCUUUGCCAAGGACAAAAUUGAACACAAGCUUCAGCACCAUAAAACCUUCCGUAAACCCAAACAGCUGGAAGGCUUGAAACCAGGCACCAAGGUGACAAUCCGGGCUUCCCGAGGGCAGCCGCGAACUGUUCCCUUAUCCUCCAGUGAUGCACCUCCCAGCGCCAUGCAGGAGGCAGCGCCACUGACCUCCUCAGCAGAUCCUCUGCCUGUCUUCCUUUAUCCCCCUGUCCAACGCAACAUCCAGAAGAGAGCCGUUAGGAAAAUGAGUGUCAUGGGUCGGCAGACAUGUCUGGAAUGCAGCUUUGAGAUCCCAGAUUUCCCAAAUCAUUUCCCUACUUAUGUACACUGCUCUCUGUGUCGCUAUAGCACCUGCUGCUCUCGAGCUUAUGCCAACCACAUGAUCAACAAUCAUGUUCCACGGAAGAGCCCCAAGUAUUUGGCAUUAUUUAAAAAUUCUGUGAGUGGAAUUAAGCUGGCCUGCACUUCCUGUACCUUUGUUACCUCUGUGGGCGAUGCCAUGGCCAAGCAUUUGGUAUUCAACCCCUCUCACAGAUCUAGCAGCAUCCUGCCACGGGGGCUCACUUGGAUAUCUCAUUCAAGGUAUGGACAGGCCCAUGACCGAGGACACGACCGGAACUUGAAGAACAUGUGUCCCCCUUCCUCCUUUUCCCCUAGCAAGGCUGCCACUGUGAAGCCCAUGGGUGCCACCCCAGCUGAGCCUGAAGAGCCACCUGUCCCCAUGGCCCAGGCACUCCCGUCACCAGCUUCGACCUCAACCCCUCCACCAAACCCCGCUCAGCCCCAGCCCUUGGCCCUUCCACCCUUGGCCGCAGAGGUGGCUGAGUGUUUGAAUGUCGAUGACCAAGAUGAAGGGAGCCCAGUCACCCAGGAACCUGAGGCAGCAUUGGGCGGUGGAAGUGGAAGUGGGUCUGGCAGGAAGGAGCAGCUGUCUGUGAAGAAGCUGCGAGUAGUACUGUUUGCCCUGUGCUGCAACACAGAACAAGCAGCCGAACACUUCCGAAACCCCCAGCGACGAAUCCGACGUUGGCUUCGUCGUUUCCAGGCCUCCCAGGGGGAGAAUCUAGAGGGCAAGUAUCUGAGCUUUGAGGCAGAAGAGAAACUGGCUGAGUGGGUGCUGACUCAGCGGGAGCAACAGCUGCCUGUAAAUGAGGAGACCUUGUUCCAGAAGGCCACCAAAAUAGGACGUUCUUUGGAGGGGGGGUUUAAGAUUUCCUACGAGUGGGCUGUGCGUUUCAUGCUGCGGCACCACCUGACUCCCCAUGCCCGGCGAGCUGUGGCCCACGCUCUGCCAAAAGAUGUGGCGGAGAAUGCAGGACUCUUCAUUGAAUUUGUGCAGCGGCAGAUUCACAACCAGGACUUAGCCUUGUCUAUGAUCGUGGCCAUCGAUGAGGUCUCCUUGUUCCUGGACACAGAGGUACUGAGCAGUGACGACCGAAAGGAGAAUGCCCUACAGACAGUGGGCACAGGGGAACCUUGGUGUGAUGUAGUGCUGGCCAUUCUGGCAGAUGGCACCAUCCUCCCCACGCUGGUUGUCCACCGAGGACAAGUAGAUCAGCCCGCUAAUGUGCCAGACUCCAUAUUACUAGAGGCGAAGGAGAGCGGCUAUAGUGACGACGAAAUCAUGGCGCUGUGGUCCACCCGGGUGUGGCAGAAGCACACCGCUUGCCAGCACAGCAAAGGUAUGCUCGUGAUGGACGGUCACCGCACUCACUUGUCGGAAGAGGUACUGGCCAUGCUUAGUGCCUCUAGCACUUUGCCCGCAGUGGUGCCAGCUGGCUGUAGCUCCAAAGUCCAGCCAUUAGAUGUAUGUAUUAAACGAACUGUCAAGAACUUCCUGCACAAAAAGUGGAAGGAGCAGGCUCGGGAGAUGGCAGACGCCGCGCUCGAUUCUGACAUCCUGCUGCAGCUGGUGCUGGUCUGGCUGGGGGAGGUGCUGGGCGUCAUCAGGGACUGUCCAGAGCUGGUUCAGCGGUCCUUCCUGGUGGCCAGCGUUCUGCCGGGCCCUGACGGCACUGUCCACUGCCCCUCACGCAAUGCCGACCUACAGGAGGAGCUCAUUGCCUCCCUGGAGGAGCAGCUGAAGCUCAGUGGGGAACAGUCUGAGGAACCCUCGGCUUCCACUCCCCGGCACAGGUCGUCCCCCGAAGAGACAGUGGAGCCCGAAAGCCUUCACCAGCUCUUUGAGGGCGAGAGUGAAACGGAAUCUUUUUAUGGUUUUGAAGAAGCUGACCUGGAUCUGAUGGAGAUCUGAGUGUUGGAGUCCCAAGAACGUGUGAAGUUUGGGGUGGGAAGGUGAGGGAGGGUAGAGGGCUUUAGGAAAAGGGGGUAUGCCAGGUGGGUUACUUGAUUUAUAUUUUUAAUUUUAUGCCACCACUCCCCCCUGACAUUGACUUGAAUUUCCCUGUGAAUUUGUGGAUUAUUAGGAAAAUCAAUAGUGAUCACGUCUGAGCCGAGAGCUGGCCCAUUGGUCGUUCACUUCUGCUAAAAACAGGUUUUUUGUGACUUUUUAAAAAAAUUUAAAUCACUGUGUUUGGUAUUUUUCUGAAAAAAAUCAAAAUGAAAAAAAUCCUUUGUGGGCAAAUGUUGAAUUGUUUCGUUUCCCCAUUUACCUCACUUGUAUCAUAGUACUGAGUUUUGUUUUACUGUGUGGCCAGUGUCUUUGGGCAUGAUGCUAUCAAAUAAUCAUUGUCAAUGUGAGAACAUUUCUGAAGAUGGGAGAGACAAAAAUAUGUAGCUCACAAACUGGUUUAU
This is a messenger RNA of Fukomys damarensis (Damara mole-rat), 4743 nucleotides long. It is a transcript of the gene Pogz, whose product is annotated as pogo transposable element derived with ZNF domain. Lineage: Eukaryota; Metazoa; Chordata; Mammalia; Rodentia; Bathyergidae. Gene Ontology annotation, molecular function: RNA polymerase II cis-regulatory region sequence-specific DNA binding; DNA-binding transcription factor activity, RNA polymerase II-specific. Bases 2 to 4243 code for a protein of 1413 amino acids. Gene Ontology annotation, biological process: regulation of DNA-templated transcription. The transcript is spliced from 18 exons. The record is from RefSeq and is a predicted model, not a curated record.